AAGACCAGUUUUUAUAAUCUGUGCCUGCGAUGAGAGGUACUUGAUAAGUCAUAAAGGCUAGUGAACCGCUUUCAGUAUAAAUCUCAAGUACGGAGUAGUUGAUUGGGGCGUCUGAUUUUGCAACUAGUUGAUCUAACUGAAGUUUCCUGCUUAAAUUUAUAAGACGUUUUCGUUCCUACAUGUCAGAAUGCAUGAUAAUGCAUGAACAUGCAUAUACUGUCAAAACUCUGGUUUGCCAAAUAGCAUGACGGUUUGUCUUACUCACGGCUGAAUCACCUUGAAAACGUGAAUCUGAAAAAGAUUACUAUCUUCUCACGUUACUAGCAGAGUGUAGAUUUCUCUCUGCAAAAUCGUGAUGAAAAGGGAGCAAAGCAUUGAAUGCAUGCCUCGUCUAAUCCAAAUCCUUUCAAUCCGUCAUAUUUAUAACACUUUGUCUUUGACGCGUGUUCGUAUAUGUCUUUAUCUCUGUAUAGCGUAUUAUUGAGUCAAUGCAAUGCCAUUCUUGCGCCAAAAACACGCGAAGAUGGCUUAAUUAAGUUAACCAAUGUUGCCAGGUGGCGUCAUCUAAGUGUAUAAGUGCGACCUGAAACCAGAGCCCCCAAAUUUGGCAAAGGUAUUUCAUCAUAAACCCUGAGAUAUUGUGUAUGUGUAUAGCCAUAUAUUAUUGCAAAUGUAUUAUAGAUUCUUAUAGAUGAAUUAUAGAUGCUGUCUCAUUUGAUUUAGUAUUAAACACAAACUUUAUCUUGGACAAGUAGGCGCACUUUGGUUUGGGCUGAUGUCACUUCAAACCAUCUCUCGUGCAGUGUUUAACAUUCACAAUAUACCCAGCACUGGGAAUAUGAAAUCAGAACCCACAAUAUUUCAUGUGCCAUUUGGGAUUUUCGCAACAUGUAUUCACUGCUGUAUUUGUUUACCUGCACAGCAGAUCUGGCGCAGGCGCUGUAUGUUUUUUUAAUCACGUGCUGUGUGGAGUUUGCUGGUCAACUGACUGGCAUCUUUUUCCUGGGAAAUUGUAAACGGCCAAAUUGUUUUCACCUGAUGAAAACAGCCUCGAACAACGCUGUUUUGCACCCCACAAACAUAAUGUCAACAAUAUUGUUGCACGACUUCUCGAAGCUUGACAAGUCGUUCCUGAUGACAACUAUAUUUGUGGGGGUGCAAGAAAAUUUAUUCAAUUCUCUUUUCAUCAAUCGGGAAUAACUUGAACCUGUUUACCCACUGAUGGACAUUUCGUAUUGUUAUUUCCUCAGGAUAAAACCUCAGGAUAACGUAAGUUCCCAAAUGGAACAGUUCCCUGCAUAAUGAUUUGCUUUUUAACUAUCACAGACUAUGAGUUGGAAGCGUUGCAAAACGAUUUAACACGAAACAAAACUUGUCUGUUAAAUGUGUGAAAAUGCUUCAAAACUGAUUCGAGUCAGGGAUCAAUCAGCGUUGAUCAUCCAUACAUGCUAUAAACAUUAUCCAAAAAAGGAAUAUAAUAGUCUUUUUAAAACCUCUUACAAGCUGUGAAAAGUUUUUCCAAUCCUUUGACUGUAAAAAAUCCCUGCAGAUAUUCAGAAUUGUUUUGGGGUUUUGUAAGGGCACGUCAAUUUCGUAGUUCAAACGGUCAGAGCGGGAAGUUAUUAACAAAAUCAUCAUCGCUUAAUGCAGAUUUACUGACCGAUAGAAGGUAAUGCAAUGAAUACGCUGCUUUAAUUAUAUCGUACUGUGGGAAUGAAGAAUCGAUAGGACCAAAAAAAAAGCUAAGACUUCCUUCGCUGUUGGCAAACUAUAGUCAGAACGUGGAGAUUAAGAAAAAUAUGUCUAAUUGAGUCUUUGAGAGGAUUUAAAUAAGAAUGAGAAGAAGUUGAUUUGAAAGAACAACAGAACAAGCUCAAAGAUAUUAAAUAUUACAUUGAUGUUCUCCGCAGUGACAGAUUAUUAUAGAUUUCAUACUACAAAACUAAUUAUCACAAAACAAGGUUGUAAAUCGUUUUACCUGAUUCUCCUGAGAUUACCCAAACAACAGUUUUGUUUACAACAAAUACAGCGGCAAUUAUUUUCACGUUUUCACACUUGCACCUUAAUUCUCUGGUAUUUACCUUUCUGGUUGCAUUGGGAACUUAUAAGAAGAGGGCGCUCGUGAACCCCUUUUAAAACAACACACGCAAGUAUGCAAUAUUUUCUUAUCACCAGGGUAGUUAAUUGUUUGCGAAAAUUAUCAGCAGGAAAAAGUAAAUCCCCGAUUAUGGAAGAUUAUAGACACCAUGCUAGCCCGAUUUAUCCCAUUUACUGAAAUAAUUGCCAGAUGAGAAAGAAAGUGGUUCAAGGUGGCUCACUGAUCGCAUAUAAAAGACUGGAUAGACGUCAGUUGUUCCACUUACAAACACGAGUUGAAACAGUCGGCUAAAACUGUUGGGAGAUUAAAUUUAAUCCUUGAUUAACAGUAAUCCUCCUUCGAAAAAUACUCGACCCAGGCUUUUGUAUUAUUUUUUCUUUUAAUCGGUCCUCCGUUAACCAGUGAACUCUAUAAAGUGGUGAGAUCUAACAAUAAUGUAGCUUGCCAUAUUACCGUCAUUUGCAUCGCGAUGAACACGGGUAUAUCGCCAUUUGCCGUCCGCUUUAGCCGAUGAACACCUGUACAUCUUCCUGUCUACCGUCAUUUGCACUAACGAUGCACAGAAACAACAUGCAAAUAUUCGUGUCAACCUUGAAGAGGAGAGUGUCAGAUUGAAUGUUGAAAAAUCAGAAGAAACCUUUAUUGCAGUAACAGGACACGGCAGAAACAGUUAAAGAAAAUGUCGACGAACUCUGAUUCAAGGGAGCCUAUAAAGGUGUACCUACGGAUAAGACCUUUGACACGCGAAGAGAUUCAAGUCGGAGAGUUUCAACACUGUUUAGAAGUGGAGAAUGAUCGUACGGUGGUUUUACAUGCACCGGAAACAUCCUUAACGUACAAACAGUCACGAAAUGGCGCAAAAUCUGAGGCUAUCCAACGCUUCACUUUUUCACGAGUAUUUGGACCGGAAACAAGUCAGAAACAGUUCUAUGAAGGGACUGUUUUAGAUGUGGUUAAGGAUGUCGUUAGCGGACAUAAUAAUCUGGUGUUCAGCUAUGGAAUCACAAAUGCCGGAAAGACGUACACCAUCUUGGGCAAUCCAAAAAACGUCGGGGUUCUACCAAGAACUUUUAAAAUCCUCUUUGAAAGCUUUAAAAACCGAACUUACGAGCGUUACAAUUUUAAACCGAAAAUGUUUGAUGAUGUUGUGAAACUGAGAGGUUCACAGGAGAAGGAUGAAACAAAAAAGAAAAAUCAUUUGUUGUCAAGUGAAAUUCCUACGCUUCCGGAAAGUCUAAGCACCUGUGAUCUCUCGUCGCAAGACGGUGUUCAAGACGAUCAAGACCAGGAAGAUAUUAUCAUCGAUGCAUCAUCUUUAAUAGCCGAGAAUGUUGGUACUGAAGACGAAGGUCCGAUACAGUUUUCAGUCUGGGUUUCAUUCGCCGAGAUAUAUAACGAGUAUAUUUUUGAUCUCCUUGAACCGUUCUCGACAAAGAAAGAACCAAAAAGGAGAACAGCAUUGAAGAUUGGCGAUGAUAAAAAUGGCAAUCCCUAUAUCAAAGGUCUUACAGAGGUUCAAGUGAAUGACGCAGAGGAAGCCUACAAGCUGCUGAAUAUUGGUCGAAAAAAACAAAAGAUUGCGUCCAACAAGCUGAAUCACACCUCGAGUAGAAGUCAUUGUAUUUUUACCUUGAAAAUACUACGUGUUGUCAGUUGUCAGGACCCUUAUGUGGCUCGGGUCAGCAGAUUGUCGUUUGUGGAUCUAGCUGGAGCUGAACGAUACACUAAAACCCAAAACAAUGGCGAACGUUUGAAGGAAGCAGGGAAUAUAAAUACCUCAAUAAUGACUCUUGGAAAAUGCGUAGAGCUCUUACGGUACAACCAGAAUCAUGUAAAUAACCAGAAGAACAUUCCGUUCCGGGAAAGCAAGCUCACACGUCUGCUUCAAGGUUUCUUUUCAGGAAGGGGAAAAGCGUCCAUGAUUGUAAACGUGAAUGAAUGUGCCUCCGCGUUUGAUGAGACUCUUCACGCUUUGAAAUUCUCAGCAAUCGCGAAAAAGGUAACUACGGUAGCUAAUACCCCACAGUUGCGACCGCGAAUCCACACUCGUCUUCUACGAACACCUUUGCGAUCCACUCGUGUACCAUUGACCCCGGCCGUUGAUAAUUCGUCUCCUGCUUUAUCAGGGGCUUUAAAUUUUACUGAAGCGGACAGCAACAUUGACAUUAUCUCUCUUGAGGAAAACCAGGAACUGCAUGAAGAAAACGCGAUGUUGAAAAAAAUUCUUAUGGCAGAAAGAAAGGAAAAGAUUGUGAUGGAAAUGCGAAUUCGAGACGAAGUGGGUCAAGAAAUGGCUGAACAGAUUGCGGAAAUAGAGCGAAAUUACGAGGAACGUAUGGAGGAAGAGCAAACAGCAACUGUUGAGUUGUAUGAGAAGAGAUUAGAGAUUCUGAGUCAAUCCAUUAAGAAGGGAAGAAAACGUGCUUCAAUUGAAUGCUUUGAGGACGAAGAUUUUUAUCAGGAGGAACUUGUUUAUGAGAACGAAUCGUAUUGUCGAACGUGCGGCCAGGUAAUCACGAAACCUCGCACCAAGACAAGCAAGAAAGGAGUAUUCACUGGAAGCUCUAUCACAAGUUCAGCGAAGAAAUUGAAAAGAAAAAUGUUUCCCUCCACUCCAUCAACGCAAAGACGUUUUUCAUUCAAGGGAAGCUCUGCUAAGAAAAGGCCAAAUGAGGCUGUUUAAACUUACCCAAUCACAAGAAGCGGUAGAUUUACUCCGGCUGGCGGACUCGCGUCACUUCGUGUGAAUGUUUUUAACCAAAAAUAAUUCGCUUCAGUUGGAUUUAAAUGUAGAAUUCCUAGGCUUUUAAAUAGAGCAAGAAAAAU
Dendronephthya gigantea is the source of this 4924-nucleotide messenger RNA. Its product is annotated as kinesin-like protein KIF20A. NCBI's taxonomy places the organism in Eukaryota, Metazoa, Cnidaria, Anthozoa, Malacalcyonacea, Nephtheidae. Gene Ontology annotation, biological process: mitotic spindle assembly; microtubule-based movement. Gene Ontology annotation, molecular function: ATP binding; microtubule binding; plus-end-directed microtubule motor activity. Bases 2778 to 4781 code for a protein of 667 amino acids. The record is from RefSeq and is a predicted model, not a curated record. Gene Ontology annotation, cellular component: spindle microtubule; nucleus. The transcript is spliced from 17 exons.